Molecule: messenger RNA, 11120 nt
Organism: Porites lobata
Lineage: Eukaryota; Metazoa; Cnidaria; Anthozoa; Scleractinia; Poritidae
Source: the annotation of a GenBank genome assembly
AUGUUAAUAUUUUUUGCGGCAUCUGACAGUUUUAGUUUCUUCGUGGAUCGUUGGGUAAGAUCCUGUUUAACAAACUGUACUCUCUUGUUUCCGUAUUUCAAUUUAUCUGGCUGCAAACUCUCCCCAUUUGGCUUAUAUAGCUAAAGUAUCUGAAACUUGAAUAAAGUUUAUUAUUAUUAUUAUUUUAUUAUUAUUGCGGCGGAUCUUUUUACUGCAUGCACUAUUUGGUAUCAAUAAGACGACAUUGAAUAAACAAAAUGUUUUUUAAUUAGUCUUUUUUAAUAAACCUUGAAAAGUGUAUCACAUCAUGUGGAAUGUUGAACGUUGUUGAACUGGAAUAGUUAUGAAGCUGGGUUCUUUUCCGCUGUUCAACGCAGCUUGCAAAAAACUUAAGUCUUUCAGUGAACAACAUUGCUCUAUGGGUAAAUCGAAGUCGCGACGAUCGCCAUUGAUGAAACGAUGACUUUAGAGAUUAAAGCGACGAUCGCAUUGCCAUUCCGAUCGAGUUUGACAACUCAAGUCGUGCGAUGAAGCCAAAGAAAUCUGCCAAAUUAUACAUGAGAAAUUUUCCUGUUUCAAAAUCGUUUCGUAAACUCAAAUUUUCCCUUUAAUCAUAAACCACCAGAAAGCACAAUUCUUUGUUGAAACUGUUAUCACUUUUUUAGUAGUAGUAUGAAAAAAAACCAUGAUCGAUGUUUAAAUGGGCUGUAUCUUUCCUAGUCCCUGUCGUUAGCACAGUUUUUCCAUCUCUUUGAAUAUCUCAAAUGACUCGAUUCAAAGUAAGCUCCUACAAACUAAACAGCAUUUCAACACAAAUUUAUCGCUCAUUUUUUCAAAGGCAUUUAAUAUAUCAAUUUUGUCCAGCGAUAAUAGUCAAUUGCAUUUUGUGGUUAAGCGAAUAAAUGCAUUGAAAAAAUAGAUCUUGUCUUACGUAUAAGUAAAAAGCGUGUAUUAAAAGUAAGAAAACAAAAUUCGCCGCAACAUAGCUUUUAUUGGUCAGAUAUUCUAAUUUUCUGCAGAGAAUCGCGUUUUAUGAACCAUUGAUUACUUACGUUUUUCUUGGAAGUGGAACCUCACCAGUGGGCUAACUUGGGUAAUUGACCAGUUACUUUGACAGGUGCAGCAGAAAAUGGACAGUGAACAAUCCCUUGACAUUCUCAGCUUUAUUCUGCACAUUUAACUUGCGGUGGCAGAUGGGAAGUACUCGCGCCCACCGUUUUUUUUAAGUAUUCCAAUUCAUAGGGUAUGAAGAUGGUUCCAUCACCAAAUGACGUUUUUUAAGAUUGAAAAGAUACUAAACAGUUUCUACGUCACAAAACAACAGUGAACCCAGUGACAAUGUGGCAAAAUAUAAAGAAACACCUUGCAUAACUGAGAUUUUUUUUAAAAAAAGGUGGAUCACAUGAUCCUAAAAUCUUUGAAAGACUCUCUUUGGGUACUGCGGUCUUGACAAUAACGAGAUUAAGCAUCAUCAAACAGAAACCUGACAUGCGUAUUAGGGCCGAUCGGUUUCAAAGCGAGGUUUUUACUCAAUGAGAAAUCUGAGAAACUGAGAACUACUUUGGAUUUGCUGUUGUUCGAUACAUUAGUAAUCGUAUAGUCAACUCUGCCAUUCACCGUUUGUCGUAAACUUCCAGUAGAAAAAAAAAAUGAUUGCGGGAAUAGAUUAAAUAGGUAAAAAAAAUGCAGAAUAGAUUAGAAAUUGCAAGAAAAAAUAACUUUUACUACUGGUUGUAUUUAGCAAGGCUUCACAGCAGUGUAAUUUAUUCAUUUCAUCUGUGAAACUUUCUUCAGUCGUUCUUUCACUCUGGUAUUUAGCUUUAAAAAACAUACACCGAAAAACAGUCAUUGGCCCGCUUGCGGCUAAUAUAUCUAUUCUUCCCGUUGUUAUUCAAAUGUAAUAAGAUCAUAACGUCUAAACUUUUAAAGCUCAGACCAAAAAGAAGUAAAAAACGGGUGCGCAAACACAACUGAAACUGAAAACGAGAAAGCAAGCAUGUAAAGCUGUUUUUAUCCACUGAUAGGCGAAUCAAAUCGUAACACUAACUGCGACUGUGAACUUGUUUGCUUACAGUUAUGCCUACAACCUGGAUGCAAGCAGGCCACGAGCCUGCUGAAAAAAAAAUGACUGGCUGUGAUAAGGUUAUACAUAUUCGAUUUCUUUAUUGACAAAGAAAUACUGAAUAAAUUGCCAAAGUUAUAAACAUUUACAGAUGUAUGUGACCGCCCACUACUACUUCGGAGCUGUAGCAGGGGCACCCAACGGCAAUUUUCGGAAAAUAUCUUUUCGGAAGACGAUUUGAGAUCUAGAAUUUUCGGAACAUUUGUUGUAAAAUUUCUUGCUUGCCUGCCUCUCCUAGGAUUUUCGAACAUCUACAAAAUGGUAUAAUCACCCAUUUUUAACGGAUUUUUACCCUAAAAAAGGCCACCUAGAAUUUUCGGGAGCAUUUUCCUGGCUGAAAUUUUCGAAAAGGUAACUUUUGAUCCCUAUAAUUUUCGGAUAACUAGACUUUCAGCUAGGAAAUCCGAACAGAUGAAAAGUUUUCAGGGGAUAAAAGUAUGCCUAUAUCUACCGUUUAAAUACUAAAAUACGUUCAACAAUGAUAUGUUAAGUGGUUUUGAACUAUAUCCUCGUUGGGUGCCCCUGCUGUAGGUAAGAACUGCUGCAUGCUCUCGAUGCUGAUUGGCGUAACUGAAAUCCAAAUAGCUCCUUCCACGGUUGUUUUCAACAACUUGUUUUCGGUAACUUUGUGAUGGGUGGCGGCGAGGCUAUAUCUUCAUUUAUACUACUACAUGAGAAAUUUCUACAAUUGGAUUGGCUUAGAGCAGUGGUAUUUCAGCUUAAUUUGAAAUACCUACAUGUAAAAAUUACAAACCUUUUGCGGGUAGUAGUAUAAACAAAUAAUAGCAUGAUUUGUACCUGAUAUUUGGCGUAAAUACCACUCGUGAUAUUUCGUCUCAAAUAUAACAAUUUCGAAAUAUCACUCGUGGUAUUUAUGCCAAAUAUCACACUACAAAUCAUGCUAUUACCUAUACUAAUUUUCAACAAGUCACGAGGCAGCCUGGCCAAGUGGUCAGCGCGUCGGACUCGCAAUCCGGCGGUCCCGGGUUCGAGUCCCCCUCUGGCCACUUGCUGGAUUUGUGCUCGGUCGUCCCGAGUUCAAAUUCUCAGCCACGCUUGUAAAUAGUCAACUGGUUGCCUUCUGCCAGUUGGGGUUUUUAAAUCCUGUUAUGUUGUAUUUGAUUUAUUUGUUUCUAAAUAUUUGAGUGGAGUGCCUGUAAAUUAGCUGGACAAGCUAAGUGCACCUUCCACUAUAAACAUGCCUUUAACCUUUUUAACGUUCAAACUUGGAAUCUUAACUUAUUGUAAUACGUUUUUUAAGCUGGUUUGACGGAUUUUUCACUAACUGGUCCCAGUCAAAAGUUGAAAUCCGUGGAAGGGUCUCAGUGGUGGAUCCAGACCUUCCCCCCCCUGCUCCCCUCUGGAUCCGCCACGGGUGGUCUAUUCACUAUCCAGACAAGGAUAGUGAAUAGACCACCACAUUUUAUUGUUUUCCCUCCUCCCCCACCUUACACAUUACCGACAUUACAUCGACAACACAUCGAGCCCACAUCGAACGCACAUCGACCCUACAUUGACUCCACUUCGACCCAACAUUGACCCGACAUCGACGCCACACUCUCCUUUUAUUUUAACACAUUUCCGUGAAUAGUGAAGCUAUAUACCUCUUCCACUGCCACAUUUUUAUUUUUGUUUCCCGCCACUGCCACCACCACUCCGCCAAGUUUGUGUUGUUUUCUCCCCACCACCACCACCACCAGAAAGACAACCACAUUUCUUUUGUUUUUCCUCCACUAACUCCACCACCACCAACAAAUUUCCAUUGUUUUCUCACCACCACCACCGCCACCGCCACCGCCACCGCAAUGCACAUUUCUAUUGUUUUUCUGUCAGACAGGUUAUUUAGAUGGCCCGUGAGUUCUUUCCUUCAUCUUUUACCUGAUUUUGGUUAUUUUGGUUAGUUUGGCAGAAAAACAAUAGAAAAGUGACGGUGGUGGUGGUGAGAAAACAAUGGAAAUGUAACACUGAUGAAAGAAGUGGUGGUGGAGGGAAAACAAUGGCAAUAUAGUGGUGGUGGUGGAGGGAGACCAAUGUCAAUAUAGUAGUGGUGGUGGAGGGCAAAGAAUGGCAUUAUAGUGGUGGUGGUGGAGGGAAAACAAUGGCAAUAUAGUGACGGUGGUGGAGGGGAAAAAAGUAAUGUGGUGGUAAUAAUGGUGGUGGUGGUAGUAGCAGUGGAGGGAAAACAAAAGAAAUGUGGUGGUGGUGGUAUAUACCUUUAUUAUUUACGAAGUUGAGUUGAAAUGAAAAAUGAGUGUGGGGUCGAUGUAGGGUUAGGGUUAGGGCGUUGAUGUAUCCCUCUGCAAUUUAAUGGGAGUUCUCCGCAAAAAAGAGUAGCCAGUGCACCAGGAAGACUUUUCAAGAGGCCGGCGAGGAUGUCAUCACCAAGAUAAGAACACUUGGCGUGACUGAAACUCGAAAUGCUGAGACAGGGUUGCAAUUAAGAAGUUUGAGUCCCAACUAUACCUUCCAAACUGAUGCAAAAGAAUUAGUACUACGAUCGAUAGUGGCGUUUUAGAACGAAAAAGACGCAAUAAGAGACCGGUUCGUCCCACGGAAGGUGAAAUUCUGAGCACGGCGGGCAGUGAGAUACUGUGAGUGGCAUCAAAAUCUAUAAGAUACUGCAACACCUAUGAAAAACAAUAGCAUCUAAAAUAUGAAAGAAUGUAAAUAUAUCAAGUUAUUCAAUUGUGAACUGGGGUUAUGAAAAACGGAAGAUAAUGCGAUCUUUCCAGUGCUUUUUUUUUUUUUUUUCAAUUUUCACCGUUGAUAACGAACAUAACAAAACUGAUCCGCAAAUGACCAAGUGAGCUGUAGUCUCAGCGAUGAAGAGAGUGGGCUGAACUGUUAUUAUACAGUCAAAAUAUUUCUCAUUUUCUGAUUGGCUCAAAUCCCGCGGCUAAUUCCUUCAUAACCAGCUAGCGUUGACCAAAUUUGGAAGACGUUUGCGAUAUGUGGAAGAUGACGACAAUAAUACAGCAUAAAUGCCAGGAAAAUGGACAGCAACCGAGAAGCCCUGGGACGAGGUAGAAAAUGGCGGGGCAUUUCACACGUUUUGCAAAGAAGAAAUAGGUGAGCUAUUUGUUAUUUUUUUUUUAUUUAAAUCAAUAUUUAACAAGGGGCAUCCAGUUUAGCAGUGCUAGUUUAAAUGGAGCCCUGACUCAAACAAAAACAACUAGACAUUAAAAACUUAAAAGAGACUGGACAAUUCAUUAAGUUAUCCGUGAGUACAGGUAUUAUUGUCUAAGAUGGCGUUUGAGGUUAAUCUUAAAUCCACAGAGCAAUAGAAAACAGACAUUGCAUGCCUAAAAACAUUACAUAAACAGCAGGAAAACAACUCGGCAGACAUCACUUUAUCUCUUGAACUUGCCGAGAAAGAGGCAAAUGAAGAUGGCAAUUUAACAUCGAUUACCGUCCAAACGUUUCAAGGUAUUUCAAAUCUUACUAUUUCAGCUGAUCUUUACGGACUUUUCGCUUCCUAAGAAUCUCUUGAUUAUUGGAGAAGCCACGGGUCAUCAUGUUCUCAUUCAAAAACACUCUCUCUGAACAUUACAAGACCUUACAACUUUCAUAUAUCUCAACAUAUUUAGGCAAUCUCCAAAACACAAUAGUUGAUAUUAAUUUAUUCAGAAGUUAAUACUUACUUUAACUCUUGGACUAAAUUUUUUUCACCAAAGCUCAAAAAUUUAGCCUUCAAUCGUCAAAGCUACCCUCCCAUUAAGACCCUCUUGAACCGCGUCCCAAUGAACAGCAAGCAGGUCCUUGAAGUCAGGUCUGUUUGUUUAUUCCAUACUUCAAACGUGCAUUGACAAGUGGGAAACACCCUCGCCCACGAUUUACUUCUGUAUUCAAAAUGGAAGCGUAUUAAUGUUGGUUUGAUACCCAAAUGACGUUGGUCAGGAUUAAAAAGACAUUAAACAGUUUCCACAACGGAAACCGACACAACCGUGGCUUCAGCAACAAUUAUUUCAAUAUGUCAAAGGCAAACGGAAGAAACUUGGUGUAUGUACACAUGAGAGGACGAGCGCCUCUCUUCGCUGGUACUCAGGUUUUUACUCUUCUCCUCAAAAACCAUGUUCACGGUUUAAAAUUCCAAUUCCGGGCGCCAAAGUGGACAAAAAUGCGUUUUGGAAAUUUUCCUCUUCUAGGUUAUCAAACUCGAGCUUUUUAGUCCUCGAUUUAUAAAAUUUUAUAAAAUAUUUGUGCUGCUUAUUGUCGUAAUUUCCACUGUAAACUUUACAGUUGCUGGCUUUCUGUAGGCGCCAGUUUUUCUUGGGUCAUAAAACUGUAUUGGCAGACGUUUCAGUUUUAUGAAAAGCAAGCUGAACUGUUUGCACUGGAAAUAGACUGAAAUAAAAGCGAAUGAAAUCAGUGCAUGGAGUGACAGCUGUCCGUUUUUGUGAACCAAAAGCCACAUGUUACAUCGAAGAAAAAAUGUAACAGUGAAACUGAUUAUUAAGUCGCUUAAAGGAAUCUAAAAAAACAUCAUGCUAUAUACGAUUUGGGUGCCUAAUUUUCAGUUAACAGUGACAUAAAUAUAUAAUCCCUGUGGCAUUAAUGAUACUAAUUUAAAAAUAAUUUUAUUUUAUUGUGCUAUUUUCAUGUCGUAAUGAUAAGCUUACACAAAUACGUCAUGUUUCGUAUGGAUGAUUUUAAAAAAGAGGAAACCUAGUCUGAGAAUGAAAUUCAAUAAAAAUUAAACGGAGAAAUCGACUAAACCAAGCUUGCGCAUCACAUCAAUAAAUACGAAUGCAAAUGCGUUCACCUUCUUGCUUACUUUUUAAAUUUGUUUCAGCUGUGUGCACACCCUCUUUUUUUUGUUACAAGGUAUCAAAUCUAGAUUGUCUGUUCUUAUUACUGUUGAGUAGUAACGGGAUAAAUUUAUAUUUUAACAACAAGCAGUCCACCGUAUGCUUUGGUUAAGUUUUCAUCGUGUUCUUCAAAGAAGGACCGCUAAAGACAGUUUUACAGGUAAAAAGAAUACUCUGCAGAGCCUUUAAAGCCUUGCACUUUCCAAAGCUAAAAAGGAUCAGUGAUGUUUAAUACAUUAUGAAUUUUUUAGUUCUUGUAAGUUUUUUUGGUAGAGAGACAAGGCAUCAAUUCUACGGCAAAUGGUGAAUGACAGGUUUAUAGGAACAUGUGGUCACUGAUGUAGCCGACAACAUUAGAUAAAAAACCAUUUCUGAUCAGUUUUUUCAUAAGGUAAAAAUAUCCAUCCAGGCGUUGAAAACGGCACAUGUACGUCACGUUUCCUCCGUUUGACGCAAAUCGGACACUUGAUCUCUAUAAAGGCUUCAAUACCUAAAGAGAGUCUUUCAGGGAUUGUAGGGUAACCUACUGAUCCGACAAUUUCCUGAACUCUGUUAUAUUCUUUGUUUGAAGAAUUGUUACCGGGUUAGCUAUCUAAUUGUUUUUAGUUUCAAAACUGUUUAGUGUCUUUUCAGUCUUGAGUGUAGAACAUCAUUUGAUGUGGGUAAUAUUCUAAGCACGUUUUCAUUUUGAAAAAAAAAAAAAAAAUCCCGUCUUCCACUGCAAGCUAGAUGCAUAGAAUAUAAAGCUAAGCACUUCUAGGGACUGUUCAAUUCAUUGUUACUCCUGUCAAAGUAACUCCUAUAUCACUGGUUUUCUUGUUGGACGCACUUCAAAGACGUAAGUAGUAAGAAACGGUCUUUCAUAAACUUUGCGAUAGCGCACUUUUAUUUUCUGGACGAAAUAACAAAAUUUACUUAGCUAUAGCUGUCCUUCGAUGAUUUUCAUUUUGCAGUGCUGUUUAUUUUGUACUUGCCGGCUGUUUAUUUUGUACUUUUAAGUAAGUCUCCAUUUAUUGAAGCAUUUAUUAAUAACCGCUAGACCAUCCUUCUGCAUGUCGUUUUUCUCUAUCUGUUUUAAGGACAGCGCUGCUUGACGGAAUUUACUCUAGCACUGUACUGGGGCCAUCAAAAUUGGAUUGGGUAUUUCAUCUCUGUUUGUUAUCGUUGCCAAAUUUUUGUACCGAGAAUUGUACUCCAGACCUAUCUUUAAGAAGAUGGUCUUUACUAUUCAGUAAAGCAUUUCAAAUUAUAGCCGUUUGGGAUAUUCGAAAGGUAAAAAAAUCGUUUUUACUGCUUGAGCCCGGAAUAUUUUAUCUCAUUUAAAAGCAAAGUUGGGUGCAUAUUGGUGCAGUAAAACGUAAAAUAAUAAAAAAAUAAAUUGAAAAUAAUAUACGGUAUAAAUAUACACGUCUGUAUCUAUUAAAAAGCGAGACCUGAGAAAUUUGAUGUAGACUUCGUUUAAUUCUUUUUCUUAGUAUAGCAGCUGUCUUGGACCUCCAUCAGCUACCCGACUGGGCAAAAUUCAGCAUCUUUUCGUUAUUACGCAACGUUGCUUUGAGUUACAUAAUAACGAAAAGAUACUGUACCUAGUUAGGAAAAUGGCUCAUGUGAGUCUUUGCUUUGAUGAAUGGUUCUACUUAUUUUUAAUUUGACUUUUACAAUUACUUUUUUUAAAUUGAAUAAUGAUUAGUGGUCGAAUAUCCAGAAAGUGGUCCUCCGUCUGCCAUAUUGCGAAUCGAAUUGGAACAGAAACAUAUCCUUCUGGAAUAAAAAUGGCUAUAUUUAGAGGGAACGAAACACACGGCUUUGAGGGUAAAAAAAUUGACUGUAAUAAUUACAUUAAAAAUAAACUGUGGCAGCACAAAGUUAACCAUAGUUGAGAUAAUUAUUGAUCGAGCUGUAAUGAAAGACACCAAAUUUGCCUUUUACACGUUUAGUCGACGGGAACGUUUCCUUUUUGGCUAGUGCCCUGUAAGAUACCAAAAUUUACAGAGUGUUUUUUUUAUUUUUUCUCAAAAAUAAUUUUGAAAAAGAUCAAUUGGCCAUGCUAUUAUUUGAACUUCUAUAUCGUGUAAUACUCCAUCACGUCCUAUGCAGGCCUUAAAGGUAGCCAUUUCUAAAUCCGAGUUAUUCGUAUCUAAUUUUAAUUGGCUGGUUUUGUAAUUCUUUAACUGGUAGAAAAACUAACAAAAGCACUUUCGUUUUUCUAAGUUAGGAGGCAGGUGAUUCUUUAAAAAAGGAAAAUAGUUUUUUCAUCCAAAUUCCCUCCUUUAGAUUCAACUGUUAAAUUGAAUUUAAAAAUGCUUUGCAGAAAAACUGACAGAAAAGUUGUUUUUUCUUUAUGUACAAGUGUUCCUUCAUAAACUCAAAUCCGUUUGCAAAACGUUUUCUUUUUCUAUUCGAGUUCUUUCUAGAUAAUUUGAAGUAGCAGAUUUCUUAAUUCUCUCUGUUUAAAAACUGACUCGUAACCAACAAGCAGCUGUUUCUUGAAAGAAUGCAAAUCCAUAUGUUAGCCUUUUUGUGUUUCUAUAUAGGUCUACUUUUUAGAUUAUUUAGACAUUUGUUUUUACUAACGCUUAUAAAACUGAAACCGGGAUGUAGUGAUUUCUUUCACUUUUAAUAAACGGCGAUACUUGAAAUCUGAAGAAACAUUUCGAGACUAAAGAAUAUUUCUCCUGUAUCAUGUGUAUGGUUUAAUUCGAAAAAAAAUGUUUAAGUCGUUUCUUUCUAACAUUCAAACGCUGCAACAGCAGAUUUUCUGAAAAAUCAUCCUUAAAAAAUGAUCUUAAAUCCACGGCGCAACUCAUGAUAACGGAAUGUAAAACGAAGGUCUACAUGCCUGAAAAACUGACGAAUAAAAUCAGGAGAAGUGACGUUGCUGUGUUGCUAUGGAAGCGUCAACUGUACAAAACCCCAUUCAAUUUUAUCUUCAGUCUAGCUACACCCUUAAAUAAGUGUUGAGAGCUCCAUGAUUGUAAAAGAAGGGCCAAGCACCUUUCUCAGUGUGAUGUUGUUUUCUGUCAAAAAAAAAGUUAAAAGGUUUAGAAAUUGGGUAUAGCACAAGUACAGUUACCUAAAAAAUAAACGGUCAAAAUAAACUGACCUCACUGUGCUCGCUUAGAACAGAUGAAAUUUCAAAUUGAAAAUAAUUUAAUGAAAAUGCUUUCUUUUAACAGGUUGACAUGUAUAACGAAACAUCGUGCCUUCUUUCCACUGCGACUUGGAAUAAAUCAUCUUUUAACAAUGAUACAGAAACAACUGGUCCCACCAUCUACGUCUUUACGCCUGCUCCAUACGCAGCAAAACACAUCCUCUGCAUCCUCCUGGCUUUUCUUGGCGGAACUGGAUUUGUAGGUUGCUGUCUCAUCUUUUACUUUUUGGGGAAAAAGCCCAAAACAAAUGCACUAAAGGCACACUCCUUUGCGAAGAAUCUAACCAUGUAUGUAAGAAGUCUUUGUCUGUCAGACCUGCUUUCUUGUGCGGUAUCCUUGCCUCUUGUCGGUUUGCAGAUGUCGUUAGAUGUGUUCCAAAGUGGGUGGGUUUGUAAGAUAGUUCGAUACCUAAACUUCGUCUUUCCUGUCAUCACGAUGAACAUUCUAGUAGUGAUAAGUCUCGAGAAGUAUUUGUCAACUCGCCCUAUCCCACGAACAUUUCGUGUCUCGACAGUGCGGAAAAUGAUUAUAGCAGCAUGGUUAUUAGGAAUUCUUGUGAUGCUGUUUCCCUCAGCCACGUACGAUGGAAUACGAGUCGACCUUAACGACACUCAUUACACUGUCAUAUGCCGAUAUGUUGAGUUUUUCUAUCCGUUCAAAAUAACACUUAUUCUCUUCCCAAUACAAUUCGUAUUUCCCACUGUAUUCAUCAUAUACGUCAAUGUAUCUUUAAUAAGAACUGUAUGGGUGAAGCGUAAAAGACAACUUUCUUGUAAUAUGAACAAUGCGUUCAAGGCUCAUUUGAGAGCCACAAGAAUCAAAGGAAUAUCUCUUCUUAUAGCCCUGACAUUCGCCUUUAUUUUUCCCUUCUCUCUCUUUGUACUCAAUGCAGCUUAUACACAGAUUGCUAAACCACAACGUGAUUUCUCAACUGACUAUAUGAUACGUUAUGGCACUGGCAGUAUAGCAUUUCUAAACCCUUUGUUAAACUUCAUAAUUUACUUCGCUCAGAUGAAAGACUUUCGUGAAUUUUUAAGG